GGAAGCUCAGUUUCAAAAUUGGGCGUGUGGUGUAGUGUUUACACAGAAAUCAAUUUAUAAUUUACUCAGUGGAAUAAUAAAAACUGGACUUCACCUUCCAACCUACAACUCUUUAAUAAGUGCCUUCCUGCUUUAAGAAAAGAAGACAUUCUGCAACGGGAAGCUGCAUGGUUGGCGCUCUGUGCAGGGAUGGCAUUGGAGGAAAGGGCUCGGAGCAGUUUGCUGCGCUGUCGCCACAGGCUGGAGCAGGACAUCAAGCCCUCCUACCUGAUGGACCACAUGAUCAGUGAUGAUGUGCUGACCGUGGACGAGGAGGAGAGGAUCAUGAACAAGCCCAACAGAAAAGAUCAGGCUGCUGCUCUGCUCGAGCUGCUGCUGAUGAAGGACAACCGUGCAUUCAUCUCCUUCUACAACGCGCUGGUCAAAGAGGCCUAUGAUGAUUUGGCUAAUCUGCUUCACGGUGACCUACCGCAAACAUCCCCUGAUAAACAAAAUGGCUCGUCCGAUGGCUUCACAUCUCACGUCCAAACAGUACUGAGUGAAGGCGGUGUACCGCAGAGGCCUGUUGUGUUUGUCAGCAGACCAGAGCUUGUGAACCGGGUCAGGGAGAAACUCUACCGGCUCCAGAAAAAGACCGGCUGGGUCACUGUCUUUGGCAUGGCAGGUUCUGGUAAAUCUGUCCUGGCUGCAGAGGCAGUCAGACACCAAGGACUCAUCGAAGACUGCUUCCCUGGAGGGAUCCACUGGUUGUCCAUCGGUCAGCUGGACAAACCCGAUUUGCUUGUGAAGAUCCAGUCCUUGUGUUUCCGUCUGGAGCAGAGCCUGGAUUCACAGUCUCUCCACCGGCCCUCCAGCUCUCUGGACGAGGCCAAGGAGCGCCUGCGCUUCCUCACGCUGCGCAAAUAUCCAAGAUCUCUGCUGAUUCUCGAUGACAUCUGGGACAGUACCGUGUUGAAGGCUUUCGAUAUCCAGUGUCGGAUCCUUUUAACCACCAGAAACCGAAGCCUUGCUGAUUCUGUUAGUGGUGGGAAACAUGAGGUUGAAGUGGAUCGUGGUCUGGAUGAAAACAAGGGACUGGAGAUCCUGGCUCUGUACACUCAAACUAAACUCCAGGGACUUCCCGAAGAGGCUCGCAGCAUCGUCAAAGAAUGCAAAGGUUCCCCUCUUGUAGUGUCUUUGAUCGGUGCUCUUCUCAAAGACAAACCCAACCGUUGGCGUUACUACCUCAGUCAGCUGCAGAAGAAACAGUUCAAGAGAAUAAAGAAGUCGUCAUCUUAUGACUACGAUGCCCUCGACCAAGCUAUGGCUGCCAGCAUCGAAGUCCUACCUGACGAGCACAGAGAGCUCUACAAGGACCUCACUGUGCUCGAGAAGGACAUCAAAAUCCCUGCAAAGGUGCUGUCUGUGCUGUGGGACUUGGAGCUAGAGGAGGUGGAAGACAUCCUCGAGGAGUUUGUCAACAAAUCUCUGCUGUUUGUGGACAGUCACAACAAACCCUGUCUGUAUUACCUCCACGACCUCCAGCUGGACUUCCUGGUGGAGCAGAAUCGGACUCAGCUCGAGAGCCUUCACUCUAAGGUGGUGCAGCAGUACCAGCUGCACUACAGUGACGGUCCUCCAACAUCAGGAGACGAGGAAUGCCUCUACUGGAUCAGAUUCCUCACACACCACAUGGCCAAAGCCAACCUCUCCCAGGAGCUCUACUCGCUCAUGUUUUCUCUGGACUGGGUCAGCAUCAAGGCCCGGAUCAUGGGUCCAGCUCACCUCAUCAAUGACUAUGUAGAGUACGGACCCAUUCUGGACAAAGAGAACAGUGAAGUGCGCAGUCAGUUCCAGGAGUUUCUGUCUCUCAACGGCCACCAGCUGGAGCAGCGGCCUUUCCCUGACGUGGUGCAGCUCGCCCUCUCUCAGCCACAGACCUCCGAGGUCCACAGACAGGCGCUGCUGCAGGCGCAGGGUCGAGCCAGCAGGGGGAAAAUCUACUUUGACUGGCUGAAUAAGGAGAGUGUAGAGGGUCUGUCCCGUCUGGUGAUCCACCCCCACCAGGGCUCCAUCUACUCUGCCUGCUUCUCCCAUGAUGGAGCAAAGAUCGCCUCCUGUGGAGCCAGCAAGACGCUCAGGGUGUUCAAAAGCACCUCAGGCGAGAAGCUCAUGGAGAUCCAGGCCCACGACGACGAGGUGCUCUGCUGUGCCUUCUCCCCUGACGACCGCCUCCUAGCAACCUGCUCCAGUGACAGAAAAGUCAAAGUGUGGAACGUGGAGCGAGCCAUGCUGUUGAGGGUCUUCGAGGAGGAACAUGAAGAGCAGGUCAACCAUUGCCAGUUCACUAACACAACACGGCGCCUCCUGCUGGCCACCUGCUCCAAUGACAACUUCAUGAAUGCAAAGUUGUGGAACCUCAACAAGCCGUCCUCCCAGAACACCAUGUUUGGCCACAUAAAGCCAGUUAACCACUGCUGUUUCUCCCCCGAUGACACCUAUGUGUCUACUUCCUCCAACGACGGCACACUAAAGCUUUUCCAGGUGUCAUCUGCUAACGAGUGGAAGACGAUCAACGUGAGAGACAUGUUUGCGGAGAGCGACGAAGAAGAGGUCCUCGUCAAGUGCAGCACCUGGACUGCUGACGGCAAACGCAUCAUAUGUGCAGCCAGAAACGCUGCUUUGGUGUUCAACGUGGAGACAUCGGACAUGUUGUUGGAGAUCAGAACGAAUCGUCUGAGCACGGUGCAGUACUGCCACGCCUGCCCCACCAGUAACCUGCUGGCUAUCGCUUUCUCGAACUACGCUGUGGAGUUGUGGGACUUGGAGUCCAAUAAGAAGAUGGCCGACUGCAGUGGUCACCUGAGUUGGGUGCAGCGUGUGCAGUUCUCUCCUGACGGCUCUCAGCUGCUCUCCUGCUCCGACGACCAGACUGUCAGGCUGUGGGAGACCAAGAAGGUGCACACCUCGUCGGCUGUGUGCCUGAAAAGAGACUCUGACAUUCUCUUCAACGGUGAAGAAAUCGUCGUGUCGGCUGCAGACAACUGCAACAGACUGCAGGUGCGGGAGGGCAGGACAGGAUCAGUCCUGUUCCAGUCGGAGGAGAUGUCGUCCAGGAUCCGCUGUACGUGUAUGUGCAGGCAGCCCUCUGCUGUUGUCCUGGGACAGGAAGAUGGAACUGUACAGGUGUUGGAGGUGCCUUCAGGGAAGCUCCUGGCCACCCUGCUGGGACACACCAAGACGGUGCUGCACUGCAGGUUCACCCAAAAUGGCCAGAUGCUCAUCACCUCCUCCGAGGACACCACAAUAAGGGUGUGGAGGUGGCAGUCGGGGGAGUGUAAAGUGCUGCAGGGUCACAACGAACAAGUCAGAUGCUUCUCCAUGCUCUCCAGCUCACCUACUGACACCAGGCUGCUGUCCUGGUCCUAUGAUGGCACAGCCAAGUUGUGGGACUCAGAGAGCGGCGAGAAGCUGCGCGACAUCGAGGCUCAUCGGGGAGCCAUCCUCUCCUGUCAUGUCUCGCCAGACGGAUGCCUCUUCGCCACCACCUCUGCUGACAAGACUGCUAAGUUGUGGCACUGCGAGUCGUGGCAGUGUGUCGGCACACUGAGCGGCCACCAGGAAUGUGUCCGCAGCUGCAGGUUCUCCUGGGACAGCCGGUGCAUCGCAACGGGAGACGACAACGGAGAGAUCAGGCUCUGGAGCGUCAAAGACGGCUCUUUGCUGAAAAUUUGCUCCCGUGAAGGUAAAGACGCCAUGGACUCACUGCACGGAGGCUGGGUGACCGACCUGCACUUCUCCCCAGAUAACACUCUCCUGGUCUCCACCGGAGGCUACGUCAAGUGGUGGGACGUGGAGAAAGGUGAAGCCCUGCAGACCUUCUAUACGUCGGGAACCGCCCUGAAGAGGAUCCACGUCUCAGCGGACUUCUCCACUUUCGUCACCAUCGACAACAUGGGCAUCCUCUACAUCCUGCAGAGGGUGGUUUAAACAAAAAACACCAAAAUGGACGGAGACAUAAUCAAAGACUACACUUUUCUUGCGAAAAUCUGAAGGGGUUAACCACUUAAUACCCAACCCCCCCCCCCCCUGCACUCCUCUCAGCAGCUUUACAACAGAGCCUUUACUUUCACUAUUGUGGGCUCAACUCGCCUUUAACAGUUUACACCAGCUUUAAAUAGAAACUACUUCAGUGACAAUAAUCUAUUGGGAGUGAAGAUGCGCCUGCUCCAAUCUCUCUGUUUACACACCUGAAGAGUAGAUUUAAAUAUCUGUGUUUUGUAGCUAAUAUGAAGCACAAACUCUUGAAUCAAUCAAACCUUACAAGACGAUCAACACACUAAAGAUGUGUGAUACUGGCAUCACUUAAAAAUGUGAAUCAUUAGUGUAAAUCUUUGUUGCAAUGGGGCUGAGUGUUAUUGCAUGUGAUGUUUUACACUCCACUCUUUAUAAUCUAUGUAAAACUAUCAUGCUGAGCCGCUGGAUGUCAUGGAGUAUAUCUGACUCGUCAAUGCUGUGAUUCUUUUGUUAUGUCUGUGUUUCAGGUUAAAUCAGCUGCGUCUGGUUUUCAGCCUUUUCAUUUAGAGCCUUAUUAUUCUGAAUUGAAACACUACUUGAGGCUUUGUACGUUUUGUCUACGAGAGUUUCUCAAUCCACCAGCAUAGAUAGAACUUUUGGUGCACUUUGAUCAGCAUUAAAGAUUAAUAGUGGGAUUAAGUUUUAAUGAUUGAGAAUUUAUCAUUUGAAUCUGAAAGCCUGUGGGUCUGUUUGUACAUUUGAACUUUUUCUACUUUUGAACUUUCAUCAAAGGUAAAUGUCUUUCUACAAAAAAAAAAUGCAGUAUGUGAUUUAUAAUUUAUAACUAAAAUUUCCACUUGUUAAAGGAUUUUCUUUUUUGUGUCUUUAACUGUGUAAUUUUCUUCUUCUUUUUUUUACCACUUCUUUGUAAUUUCACAUACAAUCUACUUCUUGCAUUAAUGUUGAGCCUUUGCCUGUUCUGAGCACUUUGAAGCAGGAGUUACAAUCGUUCAUGAAGCUUUUCACAGCGUGCUCUUUCUGACUGGUGCUUUAACGUCGUAAUGAAAUUCAAUCAGUUGAUUCCUUCCAGUUAAGAGGUGUGUGUGUGUCUUAAGAAACGUGCAAAAGAUUGAUGUCUGCUCAGGAUAUGAUGACACUGUUAAAUGAUGUGGUGCAAUGUGAGUGUAAUUUAUAAAAGAUUAAACUAUUAUAAUAAUG
Labrus mixtus (cuckoo wrasse) is the source of this 5214-nucleotide messenger RNA. It is a transcript of the gene apaf1, whose product is annotated as apoptotic peptidase activating factor 1. Gene Ontology annotation, biological process: apoptotic signaling pathway; regulation of apoptotic process. The record is from RefSeq and is a predicted model, not a curated record. The coding region runs from base 190 to 3969 and encodes 1259 amino acids. The transcript is spliced from 27 exons. Lineage: Eukaryota; Metazoa; Chordata; Actinopteri; Labriformes; Labridae. Gene Ontology annotation, cellular component: apoptosome. Gene Ontology annotation, molecular function: protein binding; ADP binding.